ACAUCCAUGUAUCAUGUAGGAGGGUUGUAUUCAUACAUUUUUGAAUUGCAUUAUUGGUGAUGAUCCCGCCGCCCCCAUUAUCUUCAAUAAAUAUGAACCCCAACGUUCCGCUCUGCUGGGUAAGCUAUCAAUCAAGUCGUCCUCUACGAGUAGCAAGAGUUGAAUCGCACCACUGAGCCCGAUGGCGGAUACGGGGUCCGAACCAUUAGACCAUACACACACACCUAGUGCUGGCCACUGGAUCAACGCCAUCGUUUGGGUUCUCAUUAGCCUCGCGACAGUAUUUCUAGGACUUCGAAUAUUCUGCAAGUAUAAGAGGAACAGGGGUCUGUGGUGGGAUGAUUGGAUUUUAAUAGCGUCAUGGCUUGUUCUUAUUACUGCGGGUGUGAUUUUGAGUAUCAGCGUCGCUGCAGUAUUCAUCGAACAUAAUGAAGACGAUCGGAUGGGGGCUCAUGAUGCUGGACUACUCACCACCAUCGUGGGAACCCUCUUCUUUAUCGCAGCGAUAUGGAGCAAGACUUCUUUCGCGAUUACACUUUUCCGGAUCGCAGGACCGAAGUUGAAGAUUGCCCUUCGUAUGAUCAUGAUCUCUAUGAAUGGGAUUACUUGUGUCAGCGUAAUACUCCGGUGGUUGCAGUGUCGCCCGACGAGGUUAAUAUGGGAUAGCCAAGCCCAUGGAACUUGUUGGAAUAGAAAUGUUAUUCUCGGAGUCACCAUCUUCGCCUCUUCAUACUCCGCAUUCAUGGACUUUGUUCUAGCUGCCCUCCCGUGGCCCAUCAUCAUUAAAUUACAGAUACGUACAAGUGAGAAGAUUGGCAUUGCUAUCGCUAUGAGCAUGGGUAUUUGCGCCGGCAUAACUGCUAUCGUCAAAUCCACGAAGUUUGGAGUCCUUAAGAGUAGUGGAUUUGCUGACGAUGUCUUUGAACUCUCCAUAUGGUCCGUCGCAGAGAUUGCGACCACAAUCAUGGCAGCGUCAAUCCCCGUUCUUCGCGCACUUGUCCAUGAAACAGCAAAAACCAACGGGCAUCUCAGCCACCCUGUCGCGUACAUAAAGGAUCGAUCGCGAGAGGUAGCAAGUAGGGUACUGAGCAAUCACGCCUCGUUACCAGCGCCUAGACGGUCCAAAAUAGCAAGUCAAUACGACCAGAACGCGAGCGACGACAAAGCAAAUCUCAAUGAAACCAGUUCUAACCGCCAAAUCCUAAGGAUAGAAGAGGUGCAUAUUCAAUUUGCAGAUAGGGGGAUUAAUGAUAGUAUCGAUCUUGAGUUAGAACGAAUUCCGCGGUCUUAUUCACCUGGGAUAUGAUAAUACUAAAUUCUGGCGCUUCAUAAUUAAGAAUGAGAAGAAUUCU
Molecule: messenger RNA, 1352 nt
Organism: Hypoxylon trugodes
Lineage: Eukaryota; Fungi; Ascomycota; Sordariomycetes; Xylariales; Hypoxylaceae
Exons: 7
Coding region: 182-1306 (374 amino acids)
Source: RefSeq, a predicted model, not a curated record